AUGUACAUCCCCUUCCAGAACAUCCUCGCCGGCUCGCUCGCGCUCACCCAGUCGCUCCUCGGCAGCGACCGUAUCGUGCACGGCAGCGUCAUGGACUAUGCCGUCGAGAAGUGUGUUGACAAGGACCACAAUGUGCGCUGCACCAAGCCGUUCGUCGUGAAGAAGAGCACGUGCUACGAGAUCAAGUGGAGCACGGACGGCGCGAUCAGCCACACCACUGCCGAGGUGCGCGACGCCGGCUCGAACGAGAUCGUAUACUACCGCGACACGAAUGGCAAGUGGACCCCGGACAAGGGCGAGCUCGUUUACCUCGACUUCAAGCCCAAGGUGCCCACCCAGGGAAACAAGACCGUCGACUACGAGGUGCGCACUUGCAAGUAG
Cutaneotrichosporon oleaginosum is the source of this 381-nucleotide messenger RNA. RefSeq lists its product as uncharacterized. Lineage: Eukaryota; Fungi; Basidiomycota; Tremellomycetes; Trichosporonales; Trichosporonaceae. The record is from RefSeq and is a predicted model, not a curated record.